AUGGGCGAACUUGUCCCGAGUCUGGAUCUCCCCCCGGAGGCCGUCAAAAGCACCGCAAUGGAGAAGAUCACCGACAAGAUCGCGGCGCUGCCCGCGGGGCAGGACUACUUCUCGCUCGAGUUCUUCCCGCCCAAGACGGCCAUGGGCUUUUCCAACCUCCGCAGCCGUCUCGACCGCAUGGCGCGGGCCCUUCGCCCGCUGUUCGUCAACGUCACCUGGGGCGCGGGCGGAUCGACGGCUACCAAGUCCCUCGAGCUCGCCGAGAUCUGCCAGCGCGAGUUGGGCUUGACCACCUGUCUGCACCUCACCUGCACCAACAUGAGCCGCCAGCUGAUCGACAAGGCGCUCGAGGACGCCAAAGCACUGGGCGUCCGCAACAUCCUGGCGCUGCGAGGUGAUCCCCCUAGGAGGGCCGAGUACCGCGACGUCAACGAGCCGGAGCCGGCCGAGGGCGCCGAGGAGGAGGACGAGUUCACCUGGGCCAUCGACCUGGUCCGCUACAUCCGCAAGACACAUGGGGACUACUUUUGCAUCGGCGUGGCGGCGUACCCGGAGGGCCACGCGGACGAGAGCCACCCGCUGGGCCAGAGCCUGGAGCACGAUCUGCCGUAUUUGGUUGAGAAGACGCAGGCCGGCGUCGACUUUAUCAUGACGCAGCUGUUCUUCGAUAUCGAGGCGUACAAGCACUUUGAGAAGACGCUGCGCGAGCACCCGAGCGGCGCCUUCAAGGACAUACCCAUCCUGCCGGGCCUGAUGCCGAUCCAAAGCUACCAGAUGAUCAAACGGACGACGAAGCUCAGCCACGCGCAUAUCCCGGACGGGCUGAUGGGCCGGCUGGAUGCGGUCAAGGGCGACGACGAGAAGGUGAAGGAGGUGGGUGUGGACAUCAUCAGCGAGAUUGUCGACCAGAUCCGGCAGAUCAAGAGCGGGACAGCGGACGCAACAGCCGACGACAAGCCCCGGGGCUUUCACUUCUACACACUCAACCUGGAGAAGGCCGUGUCCUUCAUCAUCGAGCGGACCGGCCUCAUCGCACCCAUCACACCAGAGGGAGACGAAGAAAGCGCCGUCGCAGUCGACCAGAGCCCGCUACCGGACAUCCGCAUCCUGCGCAUCAACGGGUCGACGCCGGACCAGUCGUUGCACGAGCCCCUUAGGCGGAAGCUCUCGAUCGGGUCCGACCCGCGCGACCGCGUAAUCGUACAGAGCCGCUCGGCGUCCCACCCAGACUGGGAAGUCACGGCGCUCGAGGCCAGCGUGCCCGCGGAGCCGAUCAACUCGCGCGCCAACACGCUAGCCAUCUCCGAGGGCGAAGGGGUACUCGGCCGCGAGGCCACCUGGGACGAUUUCCCCAACGGCCGCUGGGGUGACGCGCGGUCGCCGGCGUACGGGCAGAUCGACGGGUACGGCGUCAGCCUACACGUCACGGUCGCCCAAGCGCGAGAGCUCUGGGGCACGCCGCGGCGGUCCGAAGACGUCAGCGCCAUCUUCAUCCGGCACUUACGCGGAGAGCUGUCGACGAUUCCGUGGAGCGAGGAGAGUUUUAGUGCUGAGACGGCGGAGAUUCGUGACCAGCUGGUGGCGCUCAACUCCAAGGGGUGGUGGACGCUGGCGUCGCAGCCGGCGGUGAAUGGGCUGCGGUCGAGUCAUCCGACGUUCGGUUGGGGCCCGCAGAACGGGUUUGUGUUUCAGAAGGCGUUUGUCGAGUUCUUCCUACCAUCAGCCGACUGGCGGGUGCUGGAGGAAAAGCUGAAGCGGCCGGAGAUGCGGGACGUUGUGUGUUACUAUGCUACCAACAUCCGCGGCGAUUUUGUCAGUUCCGAUUCCGAUUCCACAACACCAGAACCACCCACAACCACAGCCCCGCCCCCAGAACGCGAAGCGAGCACCAACGCCGUGACAUGGGGCGUCUUCCCAGGCAAAGAAAUCGUCACGCCGACCAUCAUCGAGGAAGUGUCGUUCCGGGCCUGGAGCGAGGAGGCGUUUGGGAUCUGGGGGGAGUGGGCCAAGAUUUACCCGAGGGGGUCGGAGAGCGCGCGGUUCUUGGAGCGGGCGCGGUCGGACGCGUGGUUGGUGAAUAUUAUUCAUCAUGAUUUUGUGGAGGCUGGGGCGUUGUGGGAGUUGUUGGGGGUGGGUGGUGGGAGUGUGUAG
This is a messenger RNA of Dichotomopilus funicola, 2151 nucleotides long. RefSeq lists its product as uncharacterized. Gene Ontology annotation, cellular component: cytosol. Lineage: Eukaryota; Fungi; Ascomycota; Sordariomycetes; Sordariales; Chaetomiaceae. The coding region runs from base 1 to 2151 and encodes 716 amino acids. Gene Ontology annotation, biological process: tetrahydrofolate interconversion. The transcript has 2 exons. The record is from RefSeq and is a predicted model, not a curated record. Gene Ontology annotation, molecular function: FAD binding; methylenetetrahydrofolate reductase [NAD(P)H] activity.